Molecule: messenger RNA, 330 nt
Organism: Prunus armeniaca (apricot)
Lineage: Eukaryota; Viridiplantae; Streptophyta; Magnoliopsida; Rosales; Rosaceae
Source: the annotation of a GenBank genome assembly
AUGGAUCAAUGGAAAACAAAUUUUCCUCCAAUUAGACCUCCCCCUUACAAGACCCAGCCUAGAAGACCCAAGAAAUCAAGAAACAAAGAGGCUUUUGAGGUUGAAGUACCUGCUCCAAUCCCUCCACAUCUUAGACCCCCUAAUUACAUUCCACCCCCUGCAAAAUUAAGAAGGGACCAAUCUAAUGGGCCAAGCAGGCCUGCAAGAGGCAAAGGAAAAGGUGUACAUAGAGGUGCAAUAAGUGGUGGUGGUAAAGGAAGGGACAAACAACCUAGUUCUUCAUCAGUUGGAGAUGAGAAUGAAAAAAGGAAAAUACAAGUUGCUUCAUAG